AUGGCUUCCAAGCCGACAAUUCAAGUCAUUGGGUCAUUGAACAUUGACUUCGUCACACUCACACCGCGUGUCCCUGGACCCGGAGAAACACUAACCGCAACCUCCAUGACUGUGCAUGCUGGAGGAAAGGGCUCGAACCAAGCAGUGGCGUGUGGAAAAGCAGCUUUCACAUCGACCACUGAACAGGAUGUCAACGUCUAUAUGAUCGGCGCGGUAGGCAACGGAGACCCCUACUAUGCAUCGCUGCUCAAGCCCACACUGGAGACAGGUGGUGUGAGUACGAAGUAUGUGGAAGAGAUCGAGGGUGUCCAAACCGGAACUGCAACAAUCAUUGUCGAUACAGGUUCCAAUGGACAGAACCGGAUCCUCUUCGUACCUGGCGCCAAUCAAGAAGUUACCGAUGUGCAGAAAAUACUGGAUAUUGAGACCACCGAAGGGGUACCAGAUGUCGUGGUCAUGCAAGGCGAAAUCCCCCGGUCGACAGUGCUGGGUCUUUUGAAAGCGUUCAAUUCUACGUCACAAAAGACUGCCGUCGUCUUCAAUCCCGCCCCAGUCUUUCCUGACGGCCUACCGCUGGAAUCCCUGAAGGGUAUGGCAGUGCUAGUUGUCAAUGAGACAGAGUGUCUUCUGCUCUUCAAGGUCAUCGAGGAGCUAAAAGGCACAUCAUCUGUCCCUCGCGAAGAGGAUCUCACAGAAUAUCAUCUAGACCGUCUCACAAAAGUGAUACACGACCGCACCAACAUCUCAAUCGUUGUCGUGACCUUGGGAGCCCGUGGCGUCUACUUCUCAGCAUCCGAGGGUUCUACGAGAGGUCUUGUACCUGCAGAGAAAGUGGAGAAAGUGGUUGACACGACUGCCGCAGGAGACACAUUCGUUGGAUAUCUCGCCACUGCCCUUGCAAGACAUUUGUCGACGAAGAACAAGGUGGAGGACUUCGAUAUUCAGAAAGCUGUCAAACGGGCGAACCAAGCUUCGGCCAAAUGUGUACAGCGAAGCGGCGCGAUGGAAAGUAUACCUUUUGGGUAUGAAUAA
This is a messenger RNA of Exophiala bonariae, 1032 nucleotides long. RefSeq lists its product as uncharacterized. The transcript has a single exon. Lineage: Eukaryota; Fungi; Ascomycota; Eurotiomycetes; Chaetothyriales; Herpotrichiellaceae. The record is from RefSeq and is a predicted model, not a curated record. The coding region runs from base 1 to 1032 and encodes 343 amino acids. Gene Ontology annotation, molecular function: ribokinase activity. Gene Ontology annotation, biological process: D-ribose metabolic process.